Molecule: messenger RNA, 2488 nt
Organism: Neltuma alba
Lineage: Eukaryota; Viridiplantae; Streptophyta; Magnoliopsida; Fabales; Fabaceae
Product: receptor homology region, transmembrane domain- and RING domain-containing protein 2
Exons: 4
Coding region: 248-1582 (444 amino acids)
Source: RefSeq, a predicted model, not a curated record
UCGUUUUUCUCUAAAAUCUUCCUUUUUUAUGUCAAGAGAGCAAUCAAUUUGAUACAGGUAGUGGCAGGGGCAUCUAAGAAUAGAAGAUCCGUUUGAUUCUUCUGAGAGAUGGAAGCUGAUGUAUCCAUUCUGUAGUAUUUUCUUUGCUAAACCCUAAAUAGCGAUAAUCCCAUCUUCCUCCGCCUCUGUUUUGGAUGAGUUUUACCGAUCAAUUUUUGCCUUUUUGAUAGUCAAAACGGUUGCUUUGAUGAGAACGAUGAAUCUUCUUGUGUUUUUGUUAUUCUCUGUAACGGCUUCAUGCUAUAUGGCGGUGGCCAAGGUGGUGCUGAUUGGGAACAACGUUACUCUAUCCUUCGACGACAUUGAAGCUAAUUUUGCUCCAGCGAUGAAAGGUUCUGGAGAAUGCGGGGUCUUGUAUAUUGCAGAGCCGGUUGACGCAUGUACAGAACUGACAAAUAAAGUUGAACCGCUUUCAAAUACAAGUUCACCUUUUGUUUUAAUAAUUAGAGGGGGGUGCAGCUUUGAAGACAAAGUCAGGAGAGCACAAAAGGCUGGCUUUAAAGCCGCAAUUGUCUAUGACAAUGAAGAUGAUGGUGUCUUAGUUUCAAUGGCAGGAAAUUCGGGGGGUAUAAAAAUACAUGCGGUAUUCGUAACUAAAGCCUCAGGUGAAAUACUGAAAAGAUAUGCUGGACUGACUAACAUUGAAGUGUGGCUAAUUCCAAGUUUUGAAAACUCAGCAUGGUCUAUCAUGGCAAUUUCAUUCAUUUCCCUACUAGCUAUGUCAGCAGUUCUGGCUACUUGCUUCUUUGUCCGGAGGCAUCGCAUACGAAGAGAAAGGCCUCAAGCUUCUCGUGUUCGUGAGUUCCAUGGAAUGAGUAGUCGCCUAGUGAAAGCAAUGCCUAGUUUGAUAUUUACUGCUGUUUUAGAGGAUAAUUGUACAUCAAUGACAUGUGCAAUAUGCCUUGAAGACUAUUGUGUUGGAGAGAAGCUCAGGAUUCUACCCUGCUGUCACAAGUUUCAUGCUGCUUGUGUGGAUUCUUGGCUUACGUCAUGGAGAACCUUUUGUCCAGUUUGUAAGCGUGAUGCAAGGACUGGUCUAAGUGAUCCUCCACCUUCAGAAUCCACGCCGUUGCUUUCAUCUGGCCCAGCAUCUGGAGCAUCAUCGUUAGCGUCAUCUGUGAGAUCAUCAUUAGCAUCAUCUUCUGCAAUACAAAUUGGUCGGUCAUCAUCACGGUCCCCAUCUGUUUCUCGGGACCAUUCUGUGGCUAGUACUCCCUACAUUCAGCCAUCAUUUAGGUCCCAUCAGCAAUCUCCCUUUAUGAGUGUCAGUCGAAGCUCAGUAGAUCUUAGGAAUGCAUCCCAAAGAUCUCAAGCAUCUCAUUUGAAUUCUCCACAUUCCAUGGGUUACCCAUCGAUGUCAUCAAUGAACUCAAGGUACUUGUCUCCACAUAUUCGAAGUCCAAGCAAUGUUUCAGCAAGUUAUCUUGGUUCUUCUAGUCAUCGUCAUCACCCACUUCGUUAUAGCGGGUCAGCUGCGAGUUUUUCUCCAUUUGCUUCUGCCCAGUCCCUUCCAGAAUGCUGAGUCAUUGAACCAAAUUUUGGAUUACAAUUGUGAGGUCUGCACCGCAUUUGCAGAUAGUCAUGAAAAAAAGCAGGAAACAACAUUUAAAAAAUUCUCAUGACCUCUGCACUAAAUCAGAUGGUUGUCAUGUUCUGACUAACGAUCUGCUUCCAUCCCUUGUUACUGCUCGGAUCGUGUUGUGGUCAGAUUUGGCGGUUGAUUUCUUCAUGCUCAGAUGUACACCGUAAGAUCACUGUGUGUGUUUGUUUUAUUCUGGUUGAUGUUCUUGCAUUUUCAGGUUGAUGUGUUUGCCUAAGUCAUGAUGAUUCUGCCGUUUGCGCUGGGUUGAUAUUCACCAUGUCAUAUUCUUCGUUUUCAAAAUAUACAGUUUAACUGCUAACAUGAGAAUAUGUUUGGCCUGUACAGAGAAAUCGCAGUGGGAUUAGUUCUGUGUAUGUUCUGAUUUUUAUUAGUUUUCUCAGCUGGGCAGAGUUUCUCUCCUGAGUUCUCCCUCCAGUCUUUUCGAUGUGUACUAAAACACCUUCUCUCCUUCAUUUUUUGUCGGCCUUUUUGUACUAUAUAUUCACCAUCUUCUGCAUUUUCACAUGCACCUGGACAGAACUGGAAGAAAACCACCUGAAAAGAUUCUUGUCCCCAGAUGCUGACAGGUUCUGUGAUUUAUGGAAGUUUCCGAAUAAUGACAGGUUAAGUGAUUGAUGGAGGUUUAUUUGUACUGAGCAUGGAGUCGUGGUGAUGAGUAUUGAAUUUAUAGGUAAUUAUAAGUUGAUAUGUUGGCAAUUGUUGUUACUCCUGAGCCUUAGUAACAACCAAUUUAAUUUCCUAUGCCCCUCUUCUUCAGUAAACGUGCAUCUUUACUAAGUGAUGUGGAAUCCAUCAAGAAGAAAUAAAAAGCCCUCACUUAUUUCC